UGCUUGCUGGAGAGAGAAAAAGAAUGAAAGAAGAAAAAAUUGAAUCCGAUCGAAUACAAAUUUGACGUCCGCAAGGACACUCUCUCUCUGAAAUAACCCCCCUUUCUCUCUCUAGAUUCAGCAGCAAAGAAACAAGACAUACAGCAGCACUUCCUCAAUAGAGAGAGAAAUAAAAACAACAGCAACAGAAAAAAAGAACCUUAAUAUUAGAUUUUUGAAGAGGUUGAGCGAAACAAAAUAAAACCCUAGGGUCUUGUGUGCUUCUAAAACAGCUCAGUUGUGUUCUUUUUCUCUCUCUCUUUCAGCCUGUAGUUUCAUUGAAAGAGAAAUCUUGUUGAGAGACUAUCAGCCUCACUACUGUUUGAGAAUUGUAUUGUGAGAUUCAUGCGAGAACCAUUUAAAGAUUGCUGUUCGUGUCAAGAUACCGUGGCUGUAGAAUGUUCAGAAUUGAAGAUUCUUCUUUGCUUUUGGUUUUUUUUGGCGUGUGCCUCGUGUUUCAUAGAACGCAGCACCAUUUGCUCAGGCACAAAACCUAUUUGGUGCGCAGUAAGGAUUUUGAGGUCUGCAGGAUUUGGGAGUGUACUUGAAGUGGUGACCGAGUCCAGUUGUCUAAGUGCUUUAUCUUGCUCUGUUAUGUAAUUUUAGGCUAUUCAAUUUAUGUUGUUUUAGAUAGUUUUAUACUUCAAAGAGUUUUUUUGAUUGUGAUUCUUGAUAAGAUGUUACCCUCGGGGCCGCCUACUCCAAUUGGUGGUGCCCAGUCUGUCUCUCCUUCACUUUUGAGAUCGAAUUCGGGGAUGCUGGGAGCUCAAGGUGGCCCUUUGGGUUCUCAAACAGCCUUCCCGUCUCUAGUGUCCCCCCGUACUCAGUUUAAUAACAUGAGCAUGCUUGGAAAUGUGCCCAACAUGUCCUCCCUGCUGAACCAGUCUUUUGGUAAUGGAGGUCCAAAUCCUGGACUUCCUGGCCCUGGGAGCAGUCAGCGCGGAAAUAUUGAUACUGGGGCAGAGUCCGAUCCACUUUCAAAUGGUGGUAAUGGAAUGGGUUUCAAUGCUCCUUCAUCGUCAUUUGUACCAUCAAAUAUGGUUAACCCUGGUCCUUCUUGUCAAGUUCAGGGACAUCAGUUUUCAAACCCUUCUGGCAACCAGUUGUUGCCAGAUCAACAGCAGUCCCAACAACUUGAAGCACAAAAUUUCCAGCAUGGUCAGCAAUCAAUGCAACAGUUCUCUGGCGCUCAUAACACUCAGCAGGUGCAGCAGCAGCACCAGUUUCAAUCAAUACGAGGAGGGUUGGCUGGUGUUGGACCUGUUAAGUUGGAGCCACAUGUGACUAAUGAUCAACAUGGAGCACGGCAACUGCAACAACCUCAGCCACUGAGAAAUAUGGGUCCAGUUAAGUUGGAGCACCAGCAAAUUCAGACGAUGCGAAGUUUGCCAACUGUGAAGUUGGAACCUCAACAUUCAGAUCAAUCUUUGUUUUUACAUCAACAGCAACAACAUCAGCAGCAACAGCAGCAGCAUCAUCAUCAUCAGCAGCAGCAGCAGCAGCAGCAGCAGCAGCAACAGCAGCAGCAGUUCCUUCACAUGUCAAGGCAGUCUUCUCAGCAGGCUGUUGCACAACUAAAUCUUUUGCAUCAGCAAAGGCUGCUGCAGCAACAGCAACUUUUGAAGGCAAUGCCACAGCAACGGCCUCAAUUACCACAACAAUUUCAACAACAGAAUAUACCUUUGAGGUCUCCUGUAAAACCAGUGUAUGAACCUGGGAUGUGUGCCCGUCGUCUCACAAAUUACAUGCAUCAACAGCAGCGCAGACCUGAAGACAAUAACAUAGAAUUCUGGAGGAAAUUUGUUGCUGAGUUCUUUGCUCCCCAUGCAAAAAAGAAGUGGUGUGUUUCUAUGUACGGAAGUGGCCGGCAAACAACUGGUGUUUUCCCUCAGGACGUAUGGCAUUGUGAGAUUUGCAAUCGCAAGCCAGGCCGUGGUUUUGAGGCAACUGUUGAGGUUCUUCCUAGGCUUUUCAAAAUCAAAUAUGAAAGUGGCACUUUGGAAGAACUUCUUUAUGUUGAUAUGCCACGUGAAUAUCAAAACUCAUCUGGUCAAAUUGUCCUGGAUUAUGCAAAAGCAAUACAAGAGAGUGUUUUUGAGCAACUUCGCGUUGUUCGUGAUGGUCAGCUGCGGAUAGUCUUCUCCCCAGACUUGAAGAUAUGCUCUUGGGAGUUUUGUGCUCGGCGCCAUGAAGAGCUAAUACCUCGAAGAUUGUUGAUACCACAGGUAAGUCAGCUUGGUGCUGCAGCUCAAAAGUACCAGGCUGCUACUCAAAAUGCAUCAUCCAAUUUAUCUGUCCCGGAGUUGCAAAAUAAUUGUAACUUGUUUGUUGCAUCAGCUCGGCAACUGGCAAAAGCCUUGGAAGUGCCAUUAGUAAAUGAUCUGGGAUAUACAAAGAGAUAUGUGCGGUGCCUUCAGAUAUCAGAAGUGGUAAAUAGUAUGAAAGACUUGAUUGAUUAUAGUCGAGAAACAGGAACUGGACCAAUGGAGAGUUUGUCCAAGUUCCCUAGGAGGACAGGUGCUUCAAUUGGGUUCCAUAGUCAAGCACAACAGCCUGAGGAACAGCAACAACAACAGCAAACAAUAACUGCGAACUCAAAUAGUGAUCAAAGUUCUGCCCAAGCCACAAUGCAAAUUGCUGCUAGCAAUGGUAUGGCUAGUGUAAAUAACUCACUCAACACAGCAUCUACAACUACCUAUGCCAGCGCUAUUGUUGGGCUUGUCCACCAAAAUUCUAUGAAUUCAAGACAACAAAAUUCUAUCAAUAAUGCAAGCAGUCCCUAUGGAGGAAACUCUGUUCAGAUUCCAUCUCCUGGUUCCUCCAGUACGAUUCCACAAGCACAACCUAACCCUUCUCCUUUCCAGUCGCCAACACCGUCCUCGUCUAAUAAUCCUCCACAAGCAUCUCAUAGUGCCUUGACAGCUGUGAAUCACAUUAGUUCCACAAAUUCACCAGCAAAUAUUCCGUUGCAACAGCCAACUCUUUCUGGCGAGGCUGACCAUGGUGAUUCUCAAAGCUCUGUCCAGAAAUUUUUACAUGAAAUGAUGUUAACCAGUCAACUUAAUGGAACUGGUGGCAUGGUUGGGGUUGGUUCGUUGGGGAAUGAAGUGAAAAAUGUCAAUGGAAUUUUGCCAACAGGUAAUAAUACGGUUCUUAAUGGUGGAAAUGGCCUGGUGGGAAAUGGGGCAGUCAAUAGUUCUGGAAUAGGGGGUGCUGGAUAUGGGACUAUGGGUGGACUUGCGCAGUCUGUAAUGGUCAAUGGGAUCAGAGCUGCAAUGGGUAAUAACUCAAUGAUGAAUGGUCGGAUGGGCAUGCCAUCGAUGGUACGAGACCAGAGCAUGAAUCAUCAACAGGAUUUGGGGAACCAACUGCUUAGUGGGCUAGGAGCAGUUAAUGGGUUUAGUAAUCUCCAGUUUGAUUGGAAACCAUCCCCUUGAAGGUUCUGUUAAUUAUAUUGAUGUCUCCGCAGCUGCUUCUGCGGUACAAGUGUGGGCAGAAUUUCAUAAAAGCCUUGUGAAGAUGGCAUUGCAUUACACCAAGGAAUAGCUUGAGGGCGUGCUUCCCACUUUGUACUAAUUGUCGAGGAAAAGUAAACAUAUAGCAUAGUGUUUUAUCAAAGAAAUAUUAAAUCCUCCUUGAGUUGCCUCAUUUACUUCUAAUUGUUUUCCUAAUUAUGAUUCAAUGCAGCCUCUUUUCUAA
Molecule: messenger RNA, 3738 nt
Organism: Populus trichocarpa (black cottonwood)
Lineage: Eukaryota; Viridiplantae; Streptophyta; Magnoliopsida; Malpighiales; Salicaceae
Product: transcriptional corepressor SEUSS
Exons: 10
Coding region: 717-3476 (919 amino acids)
Biological process (GO): positive regulation of transcription by RNA polymerase II; negative regulation of transcription by RNA polymerase II
Cellular component (GO): nucleus; transcription regulator complex
Source: RefSeq, a predicted model, not a curated record